This is a messenger RNA of Triticum turgidum subsp. durum (durum wheat), 1782 nucleotides long. The record is from the annotation of a GenBank genome assembly. NCBI's taxonomy places the organism in Eukaryota, Viridiplantae, Streptophyta, Magnoliopsida, Poales, Poaceae.
AUGGCGACUGAGGUCAAUCAAACUUUUUUUGCCUGGUCACAAGGAGAAACAACUGACCUGGGUGUUUCUGAGGGAGUUUCUGUAUCCCAGACACUGAAUCAUGGUUCCAUAUCCUUCGGAAGAUUUGAACUUGAGUCACUAUCUUGGGAGAAGUGGUCUGUAUUUAGUAAUGACAAACGCCAUGAAGAGUUUGUUAAGUUCAAUGGUUUAGUAGCUCAGAAGAAGGCAUAUUUUGAAGAGUACUACAAGAAGAUCAGGGAACUCAAGGCUUCACAGCAGCAAAUUCAGCAAACUGAACUCACCUUGGAAUACAGUGGUGAUGGCAGUGAUUCAAGCCAAACAGAAGAUAUGCCGGCCGAAGAGUUCGAAACUCCCACAGGAUCUGGAACAAUUGCCUAUGAUUAUGUGGAAGGAGCUGCACAUGAGACCACAUCUGAACAGGGCAUGCAAUGCUACCAUGACCAUGAAGACGAGGACUUCCGUAACGAACUUUCGUCAUCCAAUCUUGUUUCAGAAGCCAGAAUUUCACAGCAAACCGACCAGGAUGGUAGAGAAAAUGCUCUUGGUGGUAAUUCAGAUUCCACCGUUGUUGAAAAUGCAGGUCUUGGUCAUGAUGGAGCAGCUUAUGAAAAUGCAAGGGCUCCUAGAAGAAAUACUGACAAAGACCCCAGACUUAGAUAUGCUUCAAUGAUAAUACCAAACUCGGUCAAAACCGUUGCAGGCAGCCCUCUGGACCGGACAUCUGUUACUAAGACGCCUGGUUCAGUGAAGCCUAGCAUGACUACAAACCAGAAGACCAAGACGAACAAUGUCUGUAGCUCAAGUGUGGCAUCACAGAAGAUGGCCGGCACGGCACGGACUCGCGGGAUUACAGAAAAAGAAGCUCUCGGGGUUACAGGUGUCAAAAGACCUUCCUCAGCUGCCGGGCGCUCUUCUAUCGGAGAGAAGCAUCCCAUCACUAGGGCAACCGUUAAGAAGCCUGCUGAUCUCUCCACCCCAGGACGCCCUUCCACUGCCGAAAGACGCCCUGUCACCAGAGAGCGUGCACAGAAGCAAGCCGCUGUCGCCACGCCAUGCCGGCCCUCUACCUCUGAAAGACGCUCCGUCGACAGAGGAAGUGCAGCAAAGCGUUCUGAUGUUGAGGGCACACGUCGGCCCUCUACAGGAGAAAGACGCUCUAUUACCAGGGAUAGUGUGAGAACUCCUAGCAAGACAGCAGGAUCAAGUGUGGCACAUCCAAAGGUUACGAAAACCACUGCGAGCACUCUGAAAAGGCCAGCCCCUCUGAAUGCUACUACUAAAAGUACCAAGCCAGAGCCAAAAAGCAGUAUCAGAGGAUCGAAAGAUGCUUCAACAAUGCACAGUCACUUAACUAGGCCAGCGAGAAUGGACUUGCAAGUGGCUGGCAAACAAAAAUCAAGCUCGGUAAACCUGCCAGCAAGGAAAAUGCUGAGUUCCAGUGUUGGAGAAGCAACUUUUGCAAGGCUGAAAAAGAUAGAGGGCAUUCCGGCGACAGUGCAAUCUCGAGCAUCCACAUCGAAGAAAACAACUCCUUUGCAGGCAGGAAACACCAAGUCCAGGGCACCAAACCCACCAACACCGCCGCCUCCACCACGCCGUCCGUCGAGAACAACGAGCAAACCAACUGUGAGCGGCUCAUCAGUUGGUGGAAGAAAGCCAAAGCCUCGACACCACAAUGGCAUUGAUGCAAAGGGAGCAUCCAAGCUAGUGGCCUGCGUAAACGGUGGAUCUGCGGGACACCGUACGGUUACACGCAUCUAA